UACCCCUCCCGGCAAGUAAGCAGUAAAAAAAUGCCACAUGACCUAUGUAGAAGGAAGUAACAACGCCAGAAAACAUUAAACCCGUUUACAGCGCAUAUACAGCAGCAAUUCAGCUCUCUCUGCCGAUACCCUGCAUCAUUUGGGUGGAAUAAGUUGAGGAAAGUGAAAUUAAACAACAUGUACAUAAAAGUUGUAUAUGUUAUUGUUGGCCUUGUCUUGGUUGGUACAACAACAGCUGCAGACGCAGAGGAUGGAUGUCAUGGACGUGAUUGUCAAGAUUGCGGUGGUGACUGUCGAUGGAUGAAUUGCAAUAUUUCGGCCAUUCCCUCCUGCUUCAACAGUACUGCUCAAAACCAGUCGGAGUGCGUAAUUGAAACCUGCUCAGUGAGUUCUACGGUUCCAACUCUGCAUUCUGACCAAACUAGCAUCCCAUCCAGCUUGGUCCCCCCUCAUUCCUCAUUUAACCCCUCCCCUACAGGCAACCCAACUAAAAGCAGCACUCCUGGGCCUGAGCCCACCACCACAGGUAAUUCUAGCACUACAACCCCAGCAAACGUCACCACCACCAACAGCAGUGUCCCAGUCCCCGUCACAACGUCUUCAAGCGUUACCGCCCCCGUCACAGCAUUACCGGUGGGGCCCUCUCCUGCACCUCAUAAGAAUUCAACAUUCGACGCAGCGAGCUUCAUCGGUGGCAUUGUGCUUGUCCUGGGCCUUCAGGCCGUGGUCUUCUUCCUCUACAAGUUCUGCAAGUCUAAGGACCGCAACUACCACACCCUUUAAAGAGCCCACCCCCACCCAACCCCAACCACAGUACCUCCCCUCUCUCAAACAGUGUUUCCAUUCAGUGUUCCUCCCACAGUUUUCCCUCCCUGUGCCACUGACCUGUGGUUUAGGCCCACCGCUACACGUGCCGUUAGCGGUACCCACUCAAUCGAGCCACGUACUUCACUGUAUGUGCUCUACACAUCUCUCCCAGUCGGGGGCCGUUGAAGGGAACUCCAGGGCUGCAACUUCUUAGGCAUCAGCACACAGGUUUAUAUCACGAUUUAUCCCUCCAACCCCGUUCCCUGUUUCUAUCCCCCUGGUUCCCCAUUGAACGGUUGAAUCACCCUGGCCUGCCUUUAAAGACGCCAGGCAGGUAUGUGAAGAGGCUUAUGUGUUCUUUGGGCUUCUAGUAGCGGCACCAUGGCUUUGGAGUGCUAGCUUGUUGUGUCCUUGCACCUUGGUAACACUGUUUGAUUGAGGUCCCCCUCUAUUUUUCAUGAUUUUGAAUUUGAUGACUGGGUGAUGCAGCAUAGCUUUUUUUUGUCAGGCUGGGUGAAAUCUGGUUAGGUGUUUUCACAACCUUUGUUAGGUGUUGGCACCUUUUCAAGUGUUGUGUUCAUUUAAUGGCAGAGGAACCUGUUCAAGUAAAAAACUAAAGAGCAAUCCUCCAUCCUCUAAACUCAAUUUCGAAGCUUCCUCUGUCUUAGGCGGAGGGUGAGUUAGGCUCUCUUGGUGUUAAGGUUAGGUGUCACGCAUGCCCCCCUCCAGCCUACUGGCUUGGCAUAACCUUUGACCGGUCCCACAUAACACACACUCCCAAGAGAGCAGCUCAAUGCAAUAAUCCCAAAAUGAACCUGUUGAUUUUUACAAACCCCAUCUUAACCCACUCAAACCGAAACGGAUCACAGCGAAGAGUCAGACCUGUAGACUUUUGACCCCAUCUUCCCUUAAGAGGAAGGAUGCAAAAGUCAGCCAAGUCUUUAGGACAUGGCUGAAGGGCUCUACAGAUAAGAUUGUAGUAAUAUAUAUGGACAUGAUAGAUAAAUCUGAAGUUUAAAUAAAUGUUUAAAGUAGAGAUCAGAGAUGGAUGAAGGAGAAGCUGAUUCUUGAUGCUGACAGCGAUAGCAGCGAAGUGCCUUUAACGUUAGAUGUUUGUGACUUAAAGUUAAGGUGUUGAUGGAGAGGAUUAGGAUGACACUCCUCUCUCUCCUGGCUGAGGCCUGAUUGUUGCCGUCAUCCUGAAGUAAACAGACCUGAACGGUAUCGCUGUGCUGAUAUUGAUCAUUAACGGAGAAAACAAAGCAGGGUUGGUAUCCAUCCUAUUUUUAUUAAGCCAAUUCUCAUUUCCACAUCGUUCCCUUUUAUUUUCAAUGGGGAUCAUCUUUAUUUCAGUAGACUAUGUAAGUGACUGAAUUGAAAUGGGAUUGAGCCCGACUCUGAAGAGAACCCCUUAUUAUCCCAGCUGGACUGAAUAGCCUUUUAUUAUUGCAGAGUAGAUUAUUACAGUCAUGGAAUUUGAUGUAUAAAGACAUUUAAGUCAGGUAACAGACCAGAACUAUUAGGUAAGCAUUGUUUGUAAUGGCAUUGGUUGAAAAGGGUCACCCUAUGCAGACGGAAUAUGGGGAAAUUACAAUGUUAUUUUGACCUUAGCUGUUUGUAAAUUCAUGUUUUCUGGAGUCUUGCAUAUGUUGGAGUCAGUUUUGAAAUUAUCAAAGGAAUAACCAACAAGGUCCCCUAAAUUAAAAGUGACUUUUAAUGUUGAGAUGUCAUCUUUUCAUUUAAAGAGUUUUCUCCUAUUGAGCGGCAACUUCAGCAUGCUCAACAUUUUUAUUUUUGAAGUGUAGUGCCAAGGAGAGGAGUUUUGCUGCUGCUUAAUGCUAACAUUGUGUUGCCCCUCCCCCUAUACAUAAAGCUUUCAUGUAAUUCAGUUCACCUUCAAGGUUUAACUUUCAGUCAAGUAAAGGCAAGAUGAAGGAUCAUUUUACAGCUUUUUCCAAUCAUUUUUGGCUUCCAGUGGUUUGUCAGUGACAAGACGUCUUUAUUUUUGUCCUUUUUGUUGUUGUUACUUUUGUUUUUUGGAAGGGGAAUUGUAAUGUUAAAUUAUGCUAAUGGAGCUUCAGACUCUUAAAAGAAUAAGAACCACUUGAUUUAUUUGUCAAACUGUAUGCUAGAGGAGAGUGCGCCUAAACAAUGUGCAUUAUGCCAAGUUCUUCGUUCUUGGCAUGGAAAAUGGAGCAUUGCACUGACAAAGCUUUGUUCAGUACUUUUUGCCUUAUCGUUUUCGUCUUGCUGCCAAAAAUUAAUGACUGCUUGUGAGAGAACUCUUAGCUCAAUAUUUUCGUAAUGAUGAAAAAUGUCCAUGUUUCGUGAGAACAGGUAAUUUGAGUAUUUUUUUUAUUCAGUGUAUGUCCUUGAUCAACGUAAGCAUGCCUCUUAAGGUGUAUUAGCAAUCAGCCAAUGGCAUGAGGUCAUGUCACGAAGACCCUGCACGCCAAAAGCGAUGGCAAUUCAGAAGUACAAAUCUAGUUUUGCACUGGCAGCAUGUACAGCUUCACAGUAUGCUGAGCAUUGUCCACCUUUUUCGCUCGCACAAUGUAACUCAGUGGCCAAAUGAUGGGUGGAGAGUGCAACUGAUCAACAUUUUAUUGCGGUCUGAUGAACACCUCGUCUCCAGAACACAAACCUCAGUAACGGUUAAACAUUACAUUUCGAAAGUGUUUAAUAUUCUACGUGUCAAGUCUUGAAAUCAGAUAACUAAAUGCAUAUGUCAUGGGGAAGCUCAAGACAAACGUGUUGCCUUAUGGGACUCCACUACAUGGAAUCAUUGGGCACUCCGUGGAAGUGACUACAUUUUUACUUGCUCAGCUUUACAACACUUGUACAAAUGGCAGAUGUGAGCCUGCAAAUGGAAGGCCGUGGGCAGGGUCUAUGUUGAAUAUUGUUUGUGAAGUCAUGGAAUCUGCUGUACGUAGUGGUGAGAUAGGGCUGUCAAUAGAUGUAAACCAAAAGUAUUUGGCUAAAACAGAGUUGUCAGGUUUUCAUCAGAUAGCAAGGAUUUGUGAAUCAUUCCUGCAUAAUGAGUGUUAAUAGUCCAUUAUUUCUCAUUGGGCGACGGUCUUAAGGACUCAGUGUGUGUUUAAACUGAUUUAAAACUCCUGCAUACCACUAGAACCCAUCUUGCAGUAAAAGUAUUUUCCUUUAUUGGUCACAAGACAUCGCCAGAGCCCAUAGCAACUGAUAGACUAAUAUUUUGGUUGUCUCUUGGUCGCUCUCUGCAAGUCUUUAAGAAAAGUGCCUUACUCAGUUGAACAUAAGAUUUUAAUUAUUUUUUCUUAAAACUUGACAUACCUAGUAGAUAGCGAAAUGGACUGCACACUUUCAGAACCCCUGUAAAGAUUCUAUCAAAGAUGCAUUAAUGGGAGCCGCUUUUAAAUGAUGUUGUAGUUGUUUUCUGAGUCACAAUGUUCUCGGAGCCUAAACCAGACACUGGAUCAGCUGUCUAGAGCCACAAUCAUAUAUGGUUAUAGUCAAAUUCUCCUCAAUAUUGUCACCAAGCCUUCUGUGACUUAGCUGCAUUCUAACCUAGAAUGCAAUUUACAUUCGUGCCCAUAGAAUGUAGCAGUCUCUGAAACAACAGUGUCCAUUAGAAUUGUACAUCUAAAUCCAGUUUGCCAAUCUUCACAUGCCGAUCGGCUCUAGGAGCAAGCCAUCAUUUUUAGUAUAAAUCUCUGAAGCAGAUCUUUCAGAGUUUGACUUUUUUCUUUUUCUUUAUGUUGCUUUCUAACCAUCUCUGUGUGUCGUCUAUAUCGUAGUCUGUUUGAACAAUUGGUCACAGGUCUUAUGGAAUGAUUCCUCAGCUUUGCUCUCACCUUGUACAUAACACACACACACGUCAAUGUGUUGACAUAACACUUGCGGUUUGCAUUUAGCCAGGAUGCCUGUUAUAAUAAUGUUUUAUGCUUGUUUUGUGUCCUUGCCUGAAAUCUUGUUUUGCCUUAUGUUUUCUUAGAUAGUUUUUGCCAAUAGAUUGAAGUUGUUAAAAUCAAUAAAGUUUGAAUAUUGUUAAA
Molecule: messenger RNA, 4835 nt
Organism: Esox lucius (northern pike)
Lineage: Eukaryota; Metazoa; Chordata; Actinopteri; Esociformes; Esocidae
Gene: cd164
Product: CD164 molecule, sialomucin
Exons: 6
Coding region: 178-783 (201 amino acids)
Cellular component (GO): cytoplasmic vesicle
Source: RefSeq, a predicted model, not a curated record